AUGUUCUCUAGAUAGUUAUAUCAAAAAUAGAUUAAUCAACAAUUUUUCUUCAUAAUCAUCGAAUUAUUCAUGCCACAUACACAUAUCGCUCCCGGAAUGCCACGUCGAGUUCGUUUAAUCGACUGGAUUCUACUAGUUGUAAUUUUCAUCACAAUCUACACAAUUCUUCAUAAUGAAAGUGAUAAUGAAAUCGAAACAAGUGAUGUACAACUUGAAAAGCCUAUCUGGAAGAAGGAAGAUAUUCGAGAAAUGUGCCAAUUUUUGGAGCAUGAAGUGACCGGAGAAGAAGGAGACCAAUGGGUUAAGGGAAACGACUACGAAAAGAAACUACGUCUACGUGGAAUUACAGUAGUGUUUAGACAUGGAGAACGAUCUCCUGUUUCAAAAGUUGAAGAUGAUAUUGGAUGUCUUGCAUCGAGAGAUGUUGAUCGAAAAGCUUUUGUAGCUUAUAAGGAAUUGGCAGAAAGUGAUGAGAUUAAAGCAUUUUUGAAGUUAGAUCCACAGCUAAAACAAUAUCCCAGAGUUCCAUUAGUUUCAAAAUGUGUCAGUGGAAUGUUAACUGCGGAGGGGGCUCUACAACAUUUAAGACUUGGCAAAUAUUUCCGUCACCGUUACGAAAAAACCAAAUUAUUUGCUGAUGAAAAUCAAAGAAUAGUAGCAGACGUUGUUAGCAGCAAGUACAACCGAACAGUACAAUCUGCGUUGGCAUUCUCCACUGAAUUUCUGUAUAAACAAAGAACAUUUCUUGCUCCAAUUCAAAUUAAAGCAUCCAAUUUCUCAUAUCACUGUAUUGAUCAAUCGUGUGCUUGCCAGAUUCAUAAAUCAAUUCGUAGAAUCUAUGAAGAAGAGCAUCUCCAACAAUUCAAUGAAAUGAAGUCUGAUGAUGUGGCAGAUGAAGAGAAGAAGUUUUUGUCAUUUCCUCAAUUCGCAGCAUCUUUUGAUCCAUUUCAAAUGAUUGAUGUUGGAUUAGGAAGUUUCAUUUGUCGACGAAAAACUCUUCCAUGUCGAUUGAAAGAAUGUGUUACACUGGAUUCAUUCAAUAAAAUGAUAAAUUUAACAACAUCACGUGGAAGCCGAAUGUUUGACGACAAAAUUGGAGUUGCUCGAAGAUUACAGUCAAUGGAAGCAUAUCCAAUUUUAUCGUAUUUAAGAGACUCGGUUAACAAAAUCCGAAAGUUUCCACAUUCAAACUACAUUCAGAUUUUCUCCGGUCACGAUGUCACAGUUGGCCCAAUUCUUCGAGUUCUUGGUAUUCCUUUUGUGGAUCCACCACACUACACUUCUAGAAUUGUAUUUGAAAUCUACGAGCAUUCGGAUGAUGGCCUAUUCAUUCGAACACUCUACAAUGGAAGGAAUAAGACCUAUAAUAUAAGAUUCUGUCAGGGUGAUGAUAUCAAGUACGGAAUGUGCAAAGCGACUGCAUUCGAGAAAUUCGUCAAGGAAGGACUAUUUCAACUGGCGGGAGUUAUGGAAUUCAAGGACAUGUGUUAUAUUUAAACAUUAUCUUUAAUUUUUGGGGUUUAGAACAUUUUCAUGUAUAAGAAAUUAAUUACGAGUUUUAUUGGAAAAAGUGCAUUAUUUUUACUGUUUCAAAUCUAUUCGGAAAGCUAUAAACACACUAUUUUUU
Caenorhabditis elegans is the source of this 1627-nucleotide messenger RNA. It is a transcript of the gene ZK792.1, whose product is annotated as Acid phosphatase-like protein 2. Gene Ontology annotation, molecular function: acid phosphatase activity. Lineage: Eukaryota; Metazoa; Nematoda; Chromadorea; Rhabditida; Rhabditidae. The coding region runs from base 70 to 1497 and encodes 475 amino acids. The record is from RefSeq and is marked reviewed. The transcript has 10 exons.